AUGUGGACAGAUGCCCAGAAAGACCUCGACAUACAGCUCCAGAGAGAAAGAGAAGAGUUCCUCCAGCCAGAGAAGGACAGAGUGAAAGUAUUCAAGAUGUUAGCCGCUUCCUACAUCAAAUACAUGCAAAUCUUCCGUAACUUGGAGACGGCCCACGACCAACUCUUUCACCGGCAGAAACGGACAGUGAUUCGGCAAGUGCUGGAUGGCGUGACUGGCCGGAUCCUGGAGAUGAAAAAAGAGAUGGUGGGGCUGGAGAACUCGGAGUUUCAGUACAUUGAUAAUAUCCUGGAAGAUCUAAAGCUUCUCCCGGAAGACAUAGAAGUACCUAUCCCAAGGUAUUUCAUUAAAGAAAAGCUGGAAGUCCUGCAGCAGAGGGAGAAAAUGCUUGAUCAGAUUUUGCUUAAUGCUGGAUUACAAACACUGGAAGUAAAAAAACCUGUCAAGGCCAUGACUUUUGAAGAAGCCAUUAAAAUGAUCCAGGUUGCGGAACGGGCUCGCCAAGGCCGUUGUCGAGCAGCAUUCAUGAAGCAAAUUUACCUUGAAGAGAAGAGAGAAAGACAAGCUAAACUUCAGGUCCAGAUGGGUCCAAAUCCAGAUGAUGCUGCCACUUGCAUUCAAAAGGUUUGGCAUGGAUAUAUCCAGCGCAAGAAAACAGAGAAAAUGAGAGAAGAGGAAAUGAUAUUUCUGGGGAUGAGCCUACCUCCUCACUUAAAGGCAACUAGUAUUUCACAGAUGCGUGCUAGGCAAAUAAAUGCCCCGCAAGGUGAGGUCCAGGAGAGACACGAGGAGGUAUUCAUCAAAGACAAGCUGAGAGAAACGGAGGGGCUCGACAUCAGGGAAACUCUCCAGGAUCAGAUUGGCCAGUGUUUCAUCGAGUGCCGGCAUAUCAUAGGCAAGUUUCCUGACUAUCCUACUGAAGAGGCAGGAGGUUCAAUUGCUCUUCUUUCUCAAAAAACUCCAGAGCAGGAAGAGGAGGAAGGCUGGAAAAUGGCUCCCAGUAAUUUCCUUUCAAUAAUGGAGGAAGGAAACAGUCAAUACAAAGACAUUUGGCAGAACAGAGACAAGGGAUGGGAUUUUCUCCAGGAUCAUGACCCAGAGCUGAUCAAAGAAGAGAAACGGGAAGAAGUGGAGGAAGAGAUCAGAGUGCAGGUUGAUAAAUUGAUGCAACAGAAACUGGAGAAUCUCAAAUUGGCUGUGGAUGGAGAAAAGAGUGACAAACAGAAAAAGGGAAGAAAAAGUGAAAAGAUAGCAGAGAUGGAAGAAGAUCUAACUCCUGACAGGACCAUCGAUUCUCUGUACAGAGAACUAGUGGAAGAAGGAUUACUAAUAAAAGCCAAGACUGUGAAUCUCUCCGAUUAUGUUGGCGAGUACAGCUAUCUGGGGACCACACUUCGUCAGGUAGAUAGAGAGCCAAUGCCCUCUCUCGCAGAUGUCAGACAGCUAAUAGCGCUGUAUGGAAUAUUGCCAUUAGGUUCCCAAACAGUCCAUGAGAAGGCUCCUUUGGUGAAAGCUUUGUUACUAGCUGGACCUGCUGGUGUUGGAAAGAAAAUGUUGGUCCAUGCCAUCUGCACAGAAACAGGAGCCAACCUCUUCAACUUAUCUGCUUCCAACAUUGCUGGGAAAUACCCAGGCAAAAAUGGCCUGCAAAUGAUGCUCCACAUGGUUCUCAAGGUGGCUAAACAAUUGCAGCCUUCAGUCGUGUGGAUUGGAGACACAGAAAAAAUAUUUGCUAAAGCAGUGCCGAAGGCUGAAGAGAUGAACCCAAAACGACUGGAAAAGGUCCUCCCCAAAUUCCUUAAGGCUUUGAAAGCACAGGACAGAGUGCUGCUGGUGGGAACCACCAACCGUCCCUUCGACGCUAAUCUUAAACCUUUCUGCAAAGUAUACCAAAAAAUUAUUCUGAUUCCUAGGCCUGACUACGCUUCAAGAUUUGUGUUAUGGAAACACAUCAUCCUGCAGAACGGUGGAGCGAUCACUGACUUGCUGAACAUAAGCUGCCUCGCAAAGGUGUCUGAUGGUUUCACCCAGGGACACAUCAUCCAGGCAGUGCAAGCUGUCCUGAGCGAGCUACGCCUCCUUCAGAUGACCAGAAAGCCACUGAGGACUGCCGAGUUCGUGACUUCUCUGGCCAGACAGGACCCCGUGUACAAAGAGGAGGAAGAAACAUUUAAGGCAUGGUACGCUAAGACACCGCUGGGUAGAGCGCAGAUCAGAGCACUGGCAAACAACCUGCUUUGGCUUCGUCUAAAUCUGGUCAAGUUUAAGUAG
Messenger RNA from Phaethon lepturus (White-tailed tropicbird), 2271 nucleotides. RefSeq names its product IQ motif containing with AAA domain 1 (gene DRC11). Bases 1 to 2271 code for a protein of 756 amino acids. The transcript is spliced from 19 exons. Lineage: Eukaryota; Metazoa; Chordata; Aves; Phaethontiformes; Phaethontidae. The record is from RefSeq and is a predicted model, not a curated record. Gene Ontology annotation, molecular function: protein binding; ATP binding; ATP hydrolysis activity.